Molecule: messenger RNA, 1939 nt
Organism: Phragmites australis (common reed)
Lineage: Eukaryota; Viridiplantae; Streptophyta; Magnoliopsida; Poales; Poaceae
Product: glucan endo-1,3-beta-glucosidase 1-like
Exons: 5
Coding region: 292-1710 (472 amino acids)
Biological process (GO): carbohydrate metabolic process
Cellular component (GO): plasma membrane
Molecular function (GO): hydrolase activity, hydrolyzing O-glycosyl compounds
Source: RefSeq, a predicted model, not a curated record
UUCACUUGAACCUCCGUGUAACUACUGCCGUCGUUAACGUCCUAAUCGCUCCUGCUCUUGUGCGUAUAAAGCCAGGGCCUGACCUUCGCCAAGAUACACUCUGCUCCUCUGUUGGGACCUGCUGGCUCGGCUCCCUUACCCAACCGAGCAUUCCGGUCGAGGCAAGCUUUCGUCCGGGAGAAGCAAAGGCAAAGCUCGGCCUCGGAGGCCAAGUGGAGGAAGCACUGAUCCAAGUUUCAGUUGCAGGAGGUGCUGGAAGAAACCCCGGCUUGGACACCGUGUUAUCCGAGGAUGUUGCAGAAAAGAUGGCAGGGAUGCUUCUUCUUGCUCGCCUUCCUUCUCUGCAGUGCAUCAGGCAUGAUGUCUUCAGAAAAUUCCCCGUCUGAGUUCGCCAAGAUUGUCCAGUCUAAGCAGACCAAGCAAGCUCGCGUAUGCGAAGCGGACCCCGAGCUGCUGCGAUCCCUGGCCGGCAGCGAGUCAGAGGUCAUGCUCACCAUCCCCAGCGAGCAACUGCAGCACAUCGCCGAGUUCCAGGAGGAAGCCGACCUCUGGGUCGUCGCCAACGUCGCUCGGUUCCUCCCGGCGACCAGGAUCACGCACGUCCUGGCCGGGGACGACGUGCUGCUCGGUUCCCCCGGCAACGCCUACUUCCUGGUCCCGGCGAUUCUCAACCUCCGCUCGGCCCUCGCCGCCGCGGGCCUCGACGGCCGCGUCAAGGUGUCGAGCGCGAUGUCCGGGGAGGCGCUGGUCGCUCCGGCGUGGUCCGACGUCGUGGGACACGUGCUGCGGUUCUUGAAGGGGACCAGCUCGCCGCUGUUCCUCAAGUCCCGUCCGUCGGAGUCCACCGACGCCAAGGUCGACGGCGCGUACGCCGCGAUGCGCGCGCUAGGCGUCUCGGGCGUUCCCGUGAUCGCGGGGGAGCUCGGAGCCAGCGGUGUAGUAGCGGUGUACUACAGCUACAGCUACUUGCUGAGGGGUCAUGAUCAGUCUGGAGCUGAAGGAGCCAAGCGGCGGUCGCUAGCGACGGGGACGUUCUGCGUGGCGCUGCAGAGCGCGGACCCGGCGGCGCUGCAGGCGGGGAUCAACUGGGCGUGCGGGCCAGGCCACGCUGACUGCUCGGCGAUCCAGUCCGGCGGGCCCUGCUACAAGCAAAACAACCUGGCGGCGCUGGCAUCCUACGCCUACAACGACUACUACCAGAAGAUGGCCAGCACCGGCGCCACCUGCUCGUUCAACGGCACCGCCACCAUCACCACCAACGAUCCCAGCUCUGGAUCAUGCGUCUUCGCGGGAAGCUCCAUGGCGGGAGGGUCCAACUCGAGCGUGCCGGUGGGUGCGAGCGCUCCGACCAGCCUCACCCCUCCGUCGGGCUUCACUCCUCCGGUCGGCUCCAGCCCUCCGUCGGGCUUCGCUCCUCCGGUCGUCUCAAGCCCACCGUCGUCCGACUUCAGUCCCCCCGCUGUCGGCACGGCCCCUCCCACCGCUUUCACCCCGCCGGCGGGCGGCGGCUUCGGGCCCCCAACCGGCGGGUUCGGCACCCCGCCGUCGUCGUUCGGCCCGUCGGGGACCUUCAACGGGAGCGGGACGUUCGGCGGGGGACCGAGCAGCAUGCUCAACCCUUACAACAGCGGGUGCCGCGGCGCCGCCAGCUUGACUGCUCUGUCCGCCGUUGCACUUGCCGUUCUUCUCGUGUCCAUGGAUGCGAUGUGAAUUAUCGAAGCUCUAGUGGCCAGAGAAUCCGUUGUUGCUGCUGUUAGGUAGUGUUUGUUUGCUCGCAUGGAAGAUGAUUCUGUAUAGUAUGGUUUAGCUGGAUGAAUUGAUUAUAGAUGAGCUGAUACAGAUAUGAUGUUCAGUAAGCUAUAUAGAAUGCUAUAUAUUUAUGUUUAGUUGAUCGUAUGAAAUAAGAUAUCUUAUAUAAGCUUUUGCUUGGUUGCUUGUA